This is a messenger RNA of Helobdella robusta, 708 nucleotides long. RefSeq lists its product as hypothetical. The record is from RefSeq and is a predicted model, not a curated record. The annotation marks the transcript as partial. NCBI's taxonomy places the organism in Eukaryota, Metazoa, Annelida, Clitellata, Rhynchobdellida, Glossiphoniidae. The transcript has a single exon.
AUGGGAACAUUUGGAGGACAUGCGCUGCCAGGAUCAUUUUUUAUUUUAUUUUCAUUAUGGUGGACAGUGCAAACAUUUCGAAGAUACUACAAGUCUUUAAAGAAUGGAUGCACGCCUUACAGAUCUACUGUCGCAUUUGCACCAGACUGCUUACCGUGUAAAAAAUGCAAUAAUGUUAUGAUUGAAGGAAUAUUAAAAGUAGUUUUUACGUCACUGGGUCUUGUGCUAGAGGCUAAAUCUGGAUUUAAAAACGGCCAUUUUACAUAUUCAGACAAUGGACAACACGCCACAAUGUAUUUCUUCUUCGGUCUCUCAGGUGUGGUUGAUACCCUGAUGCAUCAUGGCUUCUCAAUGCCAGAAAAUACAGAUUACGCAGUGGGUUGUUUGUCUUUUGUAGCUGAAGAUGUACUUUUCACGUUCCACCUGCAUGGAAGAACUGAGCUGGAUGUUGCCGUGCACACACUCCUUGUGUACAUCAUACAUGCUUGCGUUGUUUGUGUUCUCGUUGAAGCCCGUUAUAAAAACAAUGUGAUUGUUACACUGUCCAGAUGUUUUUUUGUACUUCUACAGGGGACAUGGUUUUGGCAGAUUGGUUUUAUACUGUAUCCAAAUCCAAAUGCCGUUCGGUGGAAAAACGGUGAUCAUAACGAAAUAAUGCUAGCAACAAUAAUAUUUGCCUGGCAUAUAGCUAUCGAUUUUAUUUUAAUU